This is a messenger RNA of Leishmania mexicana MHOM/GT/2001/U1103, 3735 nucleotides long. RefSeq names its product putative cation-transporting ATPase. Gene Ontology annotation, biological process: intracellular calcium ion homeostasis. Gene Ontology annotation, molecular function: ATP hydrolysis activity; ATP binding; P-type ion transporter activity. Bases 1 to 3735 code for a protein of 1244 amino acids. Gene Ontology annotation, cellular component: endoplasmic reticulum membrane. The transcript has a single exon. Lineage: Eukaryota; Euglenozoa; Kinetoplastea; Trypanosomatida; Trypanosomatidae. The record is from RefSeq and is a predicted model, not a curated record.
AUGCCGACCGAGAACAUCGUUGGGAACAGCAUGAUCCGGCAGCUCCGGCUCCUGCGGCGCCGUGAGUGGUACACCUGGAUCACUGUGUGGCCCUUCACGGUGCUCUACGUUGUCUCCGUUGUCCUCUACCUCUACCCCGAGCUCGUCUGGGACCGCGUGACGUAUCUGGUGCAUCAGACGUACAUCGACUUCUUUCACGCCAUCUGCUUGCCCAUUCUCGUCUUCCUUCACUCCUUCCUCUCCCUCUUCACGAUUUGGUCCGUGCGGUUUCGCGCUCGCAUCAUCUAUCGGGCUGUGGCGAUGGAGCAGCUAACCGUGGCGACGGAUGUCCUGGUGGAGACGCACCUGCACAGGGGCGAGUCGGAGAUCGUGCCUCUGCACCAGGAGGGCGACGACGGUCAGCCGCCGUGCUUUGUGUUCCAGCAGCGCAAGUGGAAGCUGGACGGGCAUGAGGGUAUUUUCGUGAAGCCGCGCUUCCCCACGAAGCACAGCUUCUCCUACUACAUUCGGUGGGAGGGUCUCAACAAGGAGGCGGACCGCACGAAGCAGGUGGACGCGUACGGGCUCAACAAGAUGGAGGUGGUCAUCCCCGAGUUCCAGGACCUCUUCGUCGACCAUGCCCUCUCCCCGUUCUUCGUGUUCCAAAUGUUUUGCGUGCUGCUCUGGUGCCUCGACGAGUACUGGUACUACUCCCUCUUUACCGGUUUCAUGAUGGUGGGCAUGGAGUGCACGACAGUCUACCAGCGCAUCCGUAACAUGCGCACGCUCCGCGACAUGGCGGAGGUGCCAGUGCGCGACAUUGACGUCAUGCGUGGCGGCAAGCGCGUCACAAUCAAGACCGAUGCCCUGUUGCCGCUGGAUAUCAUCGUGGUGCCGAGCAACGCCCCGUGCCCGGUUGACGCGUUGCUGGUGAAAGGCACUGCGGUGGUGAACGAGGCGACCCUGACCGGCGAGUCGACGCCGCAGCUUAAGGAGGCGCCGGAUGACGUGGAUAUAGCCCUCAGCGUCAAGAAGCACGCGCGACACAUGCUCUUCUCUGGCACGCAGAUUCUGCUCAGCAAUGGCCCUCACGAGACCUCCGAGGAGGGCGCGCACAGCCGCGACAGGAGCAAGGCGCUCGCCGUCGUGCUGAAGACGGGCUUCGAGACGAAGCAAGGCAAGCUGCUGCGCACCAUUCUGCACAGCCAGGGCCGCGUCAGCGAGAACAGCGGCGAGGCCUUUGGCUUCAUUGGCGUGCUCGUGGUCUUCGCGCUGGCAGCCAGCGGCUACCUGCUGAAGCGUGGUCUCGCAGAUCCGCACCGCAGCCGGUGGAAGCUUUUCCUGUCCUGCGUGCAGAUCAUCACUUCCGUGGUGCCGCCGGAGCUUCCGAUGGAGCUGUCGCUGGCCGUCAACACAACUCUGCUUGCGCUGACGAAGCUGCAAGUGUUCUGCACAGAACCGUUCCGCAUCCCGUAUGCUGGAAAGGUAGACACGUGCUGCUUCGACAAGACCGGCACCCUCACCACGGACGAGAUGCUCUUCGGCGGUGUGGACAUGAUCGAUGGCAAGGGGCUGUUGAACAAGCUGAAGGCGAUUCCGAAGUACUCGGAGAUGGUGCUGGCUACGUGCCACUCCCUCGUCUACCUCGACGAAGAGACGCUGGCUGGAGAUGAGAUGGAGAAGGCCGCCAUCACCGCCUUGGGCUACCGUAUCGACAGCGAGGACAACAUUCUCUACGACCCCAAGCCUCUUAGGGAUGAGGACAAGGAGGGGCAGGCGAAGGCCAAGAAGGGGGCCGCGGCGCAGCAGAAGAUGUACAAGGUUCUACUGCGCUUUCCUUUCCUCGCCACGCUGCGCCGCAUGGCCUGCGUCGUCUCCGCCCCAGAUGGCAAGUACAUCGUCGCCAAGGGCUCGCCGGAGUCCAUCGCUGCCCUGUGCGAGUCUGUCCCUGAAGACUGCCUGAAAAUCGCCGAGGAGACGGCGGCAAAGGGCUACCGCGUCAUCGCCCUUGCGUAUCGCUCGCUGACAGAUGCGGAGCGGGCGUCAAAGGAGACCAUUCUUGCGCUGCGCCGCGAGAACAUCGAGAAGGGGCUGCGGUUUGCUGGUCUCGCUGUGUAUGUGUGCCCGCUGAAGAAGGACGCCAAGGAGACGAUCGAAAACUUGGAGGGCGGCAGCCACCGCUGUGUCAUCAUCACCGGUGACAGCGUGCAGACGGCGAUCUCGGUCGGCAAGGACGUGUCGAUGCUGUUGUGCAAACGACAGCUGGUGGCGAAGGACGCGGCAGGUGGCGGAGUAGAGUGGGUGGACUCGGUGUCGAGCGUGGUGCAGCCGGGGACGCCCCAGGACAUCAUCGCCAACACCUUCCAGCGCAGCCGUCGCAAGCUGACGCCGCGCGAAAACGAAUGGGACCUCUGCGUGAACGCGGAGACGAUCAGCCCGGAGUCGAUGCAGUACAUCAUAGAGACGUACAACGAGCAUGUCACCAUCUGGGCUCGCUGCGCUCCGACACAGAAGGAGGAAAUCGUCACAGACCUCAAGAAGAAGGAUCACAUCGUCAUGAUGGCCGGCGACGGCACGAACGACGUUGGUGCGCUCAAGCAGGCACACGCCGGCAUUGCCGUGCUGAACUCGGCCUCGGUCGCCCCCAAGGCGGAGAACAAGGAGCUGGUGGUUGACCCGCAGCCGCACAACGAGCCGGAUGUGCCGGCCGAUCUGAAGGUGCCGCCGCAUUUCAAGUUCACCGUCGUGCCUCCGGAGCCGCAGGUGGGGACGCCGUUCAUGGAGAUGAUGAAGUGGAAGAUGCUGGAGGCGAAGCGCAAAGUGGAGAUCAAGCAGAUCACGGCGUGGAACAAGCAGCUGAAGGAGGCGGAAAAGACCAAGGCAGACAAGAAGGCGGCUGCGCCGCCACCGCCGCUGAAUGGCACCGGCGACUCGGACUUCCUGAUGGAGUCCCUCUUCAACUCGGAGGACGAGAAUAUGGGCGGUCCGCCGAUGAUCAAGCUUGGUGACGCGUCCAUCGCGGCGCCGUUCACGUGCCGCUCCAAAGCUCUUACCUCUGUGUGCGACAUCAUCCGGCUUGGCCGCACGACGCUUGUGACGACGCACAUGAUGUACAAGAUCCUCGCCUUGAACUGCCUUACGCAGGCGUAUUCCAUGUCGGUGCUGCACUGCGCUGGUGUGAAGUUUGGCGAGAAGCAGAUGAUCUUGGCUGGCAUCAUCUUGUCCGUGUGCUUUCUCUUCAUGUCUCGCAGCAAGCCACUGACGCACCUGUGCCGUCAGCGGCCUGUCACGAAGGUGUUCCACCCGUACAUGAUCUGCACCGUCUUCUUCCAAUUUGCGCUGCACCUGUAUUGCAUGAUGAAGACGUCGUGGAUGGUGGCGGAGGUGGACGCGACGACCAUGAGCGACAUGAGCAAGAACUACCAGGAGGUCGAGUUCAAGCCGACGCUGCUGAACUCCACCAUGUUCCUCCUUACCACCCUCAUCUCCGGCGUCACGUUUGCGGUGAACUACCGCGGCGAGCCAUUUAUGCAGGGUAUACGCAAAAAUCGCCCCAUGCUCAUCGCCCUCAUCAUCCUCGGCUUCGUCGUCUUUUGCUUCGCCUCCGAGGCGAGCCCGGAGUUCAACGAGGAGUUCGAGAUCACCGCCUUUCCCACCGAGGCGUUCCGCACGCGCUUCACGCAGCUCCUCCUGCUCGACGCGCUCGGCUGCUUUGUGGUUGAGAAGGCGUCGCUGAUGCUCUUCACGGACUACUGA